AAUGUAUAAGAGAAAAAAAUUUGAAUAUUCCUACAAUUCUAUAGCUAUUGGUCAAAAACUAGGUAUAAAACAUAAAGAAUGCGUUAAUAAGCACUAUGGAACUAUUGCAACCAUUGGUGUUUUUACAGCAAAGACGUCAAAACGGAUAAGAUUUCCUGAUUAUUUAAGCUUUGUCGGGGGUCAAUCGGUUCCCUACGAUUGGAUUGAGCAUGCAUUACGCGUAUCAGAAGACGAAAUGUGUUCAAUUAUACCACGAGAAAAAGGAAUUCAUUUGGCAGAUAUUGCUCAAUCAUCCGGUUUCCUGUAUAGAGAAUGGGCAAAAGUGAUUCCCCAAAGUAUCGAAGCGUUUUCAAAACUUGAAGGAUUCAACUCACCUAGAGGGAUAAUUUUUCCGCGAGAGCUUAAAGAAGAUUCAGUAAUUUACUUGAACGAACUCGUUCAGUUUGAUAAAAUGACUGCCUAUAUUGUUUGCUUUACAUCUGUGCGCCCAUCUUUAUUUUCUGGAAAAUAUGAUCAUAUAAUAAGAAAGUCUGCCAAAACUGUUUCAAAAGUUUCUUGUCUUGAGGAAGUUGAAAAAUGUAUGAUUCACAUUCUGACACUAUGGUUAUAUUAUAAAGACAGCAAGGCUACAGAAGAUAUCGAAUCAAGCCAGCUUGGGUUCUACCUUUCACUGUUGCUAAAUAAACAUGAUAUAAAUAAUGUUAUAAAUCAUUUUAAAAGUGACAAGCAAGAAGCUAAGACCGCAAAAGCUGGUGGUGGUGAAUCUCAGGAAGAGUUCCUCUACAAAAUAACAACACCCCUGCAAAAAGUUUUUAAAGAUGUUUUUACUACCGAAAAGACGUUAGGCGUAAUGAAUAAUCCAAGUACUGGAAUUUUUGAAUGCUCCUUUCACGUCGAUGAUGGAAAUAAUUUCGAAGUUAAAAAUGAAGAACACAUACAAGCAAUAUCUAAUGAUAUCAUAUAUUACAUAUCAAAUUAUAAUCAAACAGCAACAAUCUGCAAUUAUUUCAAAUAUUUAAAUGAAUACACUAUCCCUGACGGCGAUGGAAAUGAAGAAAAUUCUUAUGAAAAAUUAGGGAACCUCUUCAGGCUAUCUCUUAUAGAUAUAAAAAAUGCCAAAUCGUCUGUCAUUCUUACAUAUUUGGAUAGAAUAUCAACUACAGUCAGAUAUUUACACAUAUCAAAUGGUCCAAUAAAAACAAUUCCUCAUACAAUUGGAACAUGUACACUAUUAACAGAACUAGAUCUUUCGAAUCUUGCAAUAACCGACUUACCAAUGGAAAUGUCUAAUUUAUUGCAGCUUCGUGAUCUAACUAUUACUGGAAAUGUGUUUAGUAAUUUUCCAAAAGUUAUCAAAGAACUUCCUAGCCUAGUCGUUUUGAGAUUUAGCGCAAUGAAUUUUAAACCGUUUGACUUAAAGAUAACAGAAAAUGCGAUAGUUACGUUUGACGAAUUGUUAGAUUUAUAUCAUAAGGAGUAUUCUCAUUUAAUUUCCAUUGGACUAGACGAAGAAAACAUGGUCAAUCUUUUUCAACAGGCUGAUAUAAACAAAAAUAAAAUGCUAAGCGAUUCCAGUGAAAAGCAAGAAUUUCAUGCAGGUCUAUUUAAGAAAUUACCUAGACUAUCCUCUUGGAAUAUCUUGAAAAGUAUUCAUAAACAAGCAUAUAAUACUAUAUCCUUCCUAGAGUUAAGAUUUCAAGGUUUUCGUGUUCUGGAUGAUGGUAUUCAAUACUUGGUAAACUUAGAGUGGUUGGAUAUAUCUCAUAAUUUAAUGCUAGAGGAGAUAAGCAGUAAAAUCUCAGAUCUUCCUUUAUCUUUUUUAGCCAUUGACGCUUGUCCAUCUUUGAAAACACCUCCAAAAGAGAUAAUUGACAAGGGUCUAACAGCCAUCAUGAGCUAUAUGAGGGCAUUAAAUAGAGGCUCUGUAUCAUGUAGAAGAACAAAAUUAAUGCUAGUGGGUCUUGGAGGUGCUGGAAAAACAAGCUUAGUGUCUGGACUAACAGAGAGUAAUCAACAGGAAAGUGAGAAAUUAGUUAAAAGUGCACAAGUUACAGAUGGAAUUUCGAUUAAGAAAUGGGUUAUUCAGUCCAUAGAGUAUUCAAUAUGGGAUUUUGCCGGACAAACAGUUUAUUACAAUACUCAUCAGUUCUUCUUAUCAAAUAGAGCCGUUUAUUUUUUAGUCUGGAAUGUAAGAUUAGGACACGAGCAUGCUGGUCUGAAAUUCUGGCUAAGCUCUAUAGAAUGUCAUGCUCCUAAAGCUCCAAUUUUCAUUGUAGGAACUCAUAUUGAUCAGGUUGAAAAAUCGGAACUACCUGCUUUGGAAUACCAAGAGCGAUAUUCGCAAAUUAAAGGAUUUUACUACGUCUCUUCUUUAAGUCGCAAGGGUAUAAAUGAAUUAAUCAAUGGUUUGGUGGAGAUAACUUUGAACGAAAAAUAUAUGAAUGAGAAAAUACCAAUGAUCUGGCUAGAUUUCGAAAAACAAAUGUUCGAAGCCGGCAGCAAUUCUAAUCUAAUUUCAAUAGAAGACGCCUUGAAACUUGCUGAAAGUAGUGGUAUAUUUAAUAAGGCCGAGUUUUAUCAAGCUGUUGAACUUCUUCAUGAAUUAGGGUCUCUUUUAUAUUUUCAAAACGAAUUCUUAAGGAAGAAAAUUGUUAUAAAUCCACAAUGGAUUGUGGACGUAAUGGCUUGUGUUGUUUCAAUUCAAGUAAAUGCAAUAAAGGACGGAAAAUUAAUGCAUAAAGACUUGUCAAAAAUUUGGCCUUCAGAGUCAUAUGCUGCUCAUCUUCACGAAUGGUUGCUACGCCUUACUGAAGAAUUUGAUUUAACGUUUUGUUUAAAAACUGAAAAGGCUAGCCUGGUCCCCUGCCUUCUUCCUGAACUCGAACCAAAACAUCCUUGGGAAGAUGAACCUUUAAAGAGUGGAGAAAUUCAGACAAAAAUGCAAUAUAACUUUGAUUAUCUGCCCUCAGGAUUAUUUAAUAGAGCACAAGUUAGACUCUAUCAGUAUAGUGACGAGUCUCUUAUCUGGAAAAAUGGAUCUUUUUUAAGAAAAAAUAGUCAUAGAGGUCUUUUAAAGAAAAUAAGCUCAACAACGGUUCUUAUCGAAGUGAGAGGGUUAAAGCCGGAUAAUGUUCUGUUUCUUGUCCACGAAGUUUUCGAAACUUUAAUUGCUGAAUUUUUUCAUGGAGUUCGUUACGAUUUUACAUUACCCUGCCCUGAAUGCAUUCACCAAUGUAUUUCAAAUCCUACCAUGAUACCGUCAUCACGUAUCAGAAAAGCAUUACAGUUAAAAAUCCCUUUUCUACAAUGUAAUGAUAACUUCCAUACAGUGUCUAUAACUCAACUUCAAAAUAUGCUACCUCCUGAUGGUAACGAAGAAUUCGAUAUACAUUUGCAAAACGCCGUUAGAGAAUUGAAGAAAAUUCGAUCAGGACUAGUAACGGACAUUGUAAUGUUAUACUGUUUGUCCGAUGAUCCUCCGAAAGGAUCGGAGAAUAGUAUUGUCUCUGCGACAAGAAUUAAAAAUGAAUUGGAAAAAGCGGGGUUUUCCAUAAAAUUGUAUAAUGAUUCUUGCGAGAAAUAUAUUGAAGAAGCAAUAUCUUCAUUGAAAACUACUCAAGUGAAUUUAUCCAAACCAAAUCAAUUAAUACUAAUUAAGAAGAGUGAUAAAUGGAAACAAAAUACUGAUAUUGGGAUGCUGUGCUCAGAUGAUAUAUACAUCAAUAUGCAAAAUGUGAAUAAUUUUAGCACAAAGAUGAAUGAUUUGAAAAAGUCACUGAAUCUCGAGAAUAAAAUGGCUAAAGAAUGGCCACCGUGUUUCAUAAGUUAUUGCUGGAGCAACUCUUUAUCAGCCAUAAAGAAAGGGACAAAAAUGAACGAAUCAGCACUUGGUAAGACUGAUCCUAGACAAUUGAAAGAUAAACUCGAACAAGCCGGAAUAAAAUGCUGGAUGGAUGUUGAACAAGUAGGCCGAGGUGGUUUGUUUCAAGACAUUGCGGAAGGCUUAAGAAAAGCUAGGAUCGUUGUUGCUUGCGUAUCAGAUGAGUAUGUUUCCUCUAAAAAUUGUCAGAUGGAGUUUCGCUUUGCAGCUAUUUCGCUAAGAUUACCAAUUAUUCUUGCUGUUGUUGGAACCGGUAAGAAUUGGAUCAAAUCUGAAAUUGGUAUGAUAUCUCUGCCGUAUUCGAGAGUCGAUCUUCAGAAAAGAGAUGAGGAUAUUGUAGAAGUUAUUGAUCUUGUAAAAGAAUAUCUUAAAACAGAAAAAUUAGAUGAAAAUAAGAAAACAAAUUCAAAAACUCAAAAAGAAGCUAAUCAUGAAGAGUUUACGGAACUCUUAGAGUUGGCUGAAAGAAAGCUAUUGAGACAAUUAAUAAUUUUGCAGGAUCUAUCAAGAGGGUCAAAUUUUCCUCAUAUUCCAAUAUUAGAUUAUGCAACACUCGAAUCGAAACAAUAUCGUUUCAAUUUUCUCUGUGAACAUGAUGAAGGUUGGCAUCUACCUGCCGAUAGUAAAAGUAUUCAAUGGAAUAUUGAACCUGAGAGCAUGACAGCCGAAAAUUAUAUUAAACAAUGGUCUCCUUAUUUGGUCAGAAUUUACGCUCUUCUCCAGCACACUUCCAUUCCCUUACUAGUUUUUAAAAGCAAAGAAGGUGCUAGUUUUAUCGAACAGUUACAGUCAAACUUAGUUAAGAAAAAUGAAGAGAAAAAUUUAACGAUAAGAGACAGUUAUGUGUCUAUGAUUGAAUUAAUAGCUAAGAUAUGGGAUCGCCAAUAUAAUAGCACCUCAUCCAACGAUCUAUCAAAAUGCCACGUAAGCAGUGGAAAAACUAUCUGGUUAUGCAAUUAUCACCAGAAAGAACCUCGAGUUACAAUUCUUCAACCAGAUGAUGUCAAUAUCAGUAUCCUUCCCGCAGUGGACAACGUAGAACUACUCGAAAAAGUUAAAAGAGACAACGGAGAUGAAAUUUUUAGGAAUGCACACUCUGAACGGGCAGAAGAUGGUUUAUCCACUUUAAGUUUCUAUAGUGAUUUAUCGGUUGUUGAUAGUGAAUUUUCAGACGUUACUAUCAAAACAAAUAAAUCUCACAAGGAAGGAGAAACUUCACAAAAUAAUUCAAACAAAGCGUCACAGAAGAACAAGGAGGAAACUGUUACUGAUCUCAUUUCUAAAGGAGGGAGAACGAAGAGUAGAGCUUGUGUAAUUGUUUAA
Messenger RNA from Dimorphilus gyrociliatus, 5203 nucleotides. Lineage: Eukaryota; Metazoa; Annelida; Polychaeta; Dinophilidae. The record is from the annotation of a GenBank genome assembly.